AUGAAAGCUGGCAAGGGGUUUGGCACAUCUGUUGGCAAAGAUAGUGAAGCGAAAGGCCAGCUUUUGAAUGGAAGAACUUCGUCUUUUUGUUCCUUCUCAUUUUUUUCUUCCCUUUUUUCUCUGUUGCAUGGUAUAUUUGUCCAGUUAGUGCAGGCAAAUUCUCCAGCAUCCCUUGCUGGUCUGCGGUUUGGGGACCAAGUUCUGCAGAUCAAUGGUGAAAACUGUGCAGGAUGGAGUUCUGAUAAAGCACACAAGGUUCUGAAACAGGCUUCUGGAGAAAGGAUUUCAAUGAUCAUCCGGGACAGGCCUUUUGAACGAAUUAUUACCAUGCACAAGGACAGCACAGGGCAUGUUGGCUUCAUCUUCAAGAAUGGAAAAAUAACCUCAAUAGUGAAAGACAGCUCUGCUGCGAGAAACGGACUUCUGACAGAGCACAACAUCUGUGAAAUUAAUGGCCAGAAUGUAAUUGGAUUGAAGGACCCCCAGAUUGCAGACAUCUUGGCAACAGCUGGAAAUGUAGUGACCAUUACCAUCAUGCCUUCCAGUAUUUAUGAGUAUAUAAUAAAGAGGAUGGCAACUAGCAUUAUGAAAAGCCUGAUGGAUCACUCUGUUCCUGAAGUCUAAGCUUGCAUCAUGUACGUGUUUGUACAUACACAUAAUGAUGAUUCCACUAAACUUGGGCUAUUCUACUCAGUGAUUUCUUUCUUCUGCACACGAGCCUUCCUGGAGGCCAAGAGAAGAUAUGCUGCAUCAAGCAUUUGCAUCUAUAAUGGCUGGGAAUGUUACAGUUCAACAUAUCUCGUUUAUUCACAAACUGUAAAACUUGUAGCCUUAUAUGCUUGACAAAUGUGAAGUUCCAGUUGUGUUACAACUUCUUUUCGUAGGUCUUUUAUUUAGUUUACUACUUCUAUAAGCCAUUGCAACCAAAGCAACCAGAGCUCACUUGCAAAGUUCCGUGGUGUUACCCAGGACAAUGCUGUGCUUUGUACCUUUCAGACAAAUGAGUAUUUUUACCGCUUUCUGUUUGCAAGAGUAGACUUGAAAUAGCGUAUUAGAAGUAUGGCUAGUACUAGUUAAUUUUUUUGUUGUCUUAGUAAAUACUGUUUACAGGAGAAUGCCAGCUGAGCUGAGUGUAGCCGAAGGCAUCGUUCAGUAAGUAAGCGUAUUACAGUAGUGUACAGAUACUCAAAUCUUUUUAUUACUUGUUAUACAAAUUGUAACUAAUAUGCUUAUCUCUCGCCUUAACCAUGUUCUUAAGAAUUCAGAAAUAACCAAAUAAAUGACUGAAACCUUA
Messenger RNA from Calidris pugnax (ruff), 1294 nucleotides. RefSeq names its product syntenin-1-like. Gene Ontology annotation, biological process: positive regulation of transforming growth factor beta receptor signaling pathway. The transcript is spliced from 6 exons. Gene Ontology annotation, cellular component: cytoplasm; plasma membrane. The coding region runs from base 1 to 624 and encodes 207 amino acids. Gene Ontology annotation, molecular function: syndecan binding. NCBI's taxonomy places the organism in Eukaryota, Metazoa, Chordata, Aves, Charadriiformes, Scolopacidae. The record is from RefSeq and is a predicted model, not a curated record.